GUCUGCAAUGGUAUCAGGAAGUUCUAGACUGGAGUCAAGCAUAUGAGGCAGAAUGCAUGAUUCCAGACGGCGCUAACAGGAGGACGGCCGAUGAGACUACCGCCAUACUGCUGUACGACGUGCCAGAGUUUUUGAAAGACGCCGGCUUAAAAGUCGUGACUGCUUCGAUGGAUGACCGUCUGAGAAAAGCCAUGAUGUAAGCUCGAAAGAGUGCGCUCUCAGAUUGUCACGCAUGUUGACCCGGCUGCAGGUACCCUAAGCCACCGGCCAGUUACCAGAAGAUAGUGAACGUCGCACUCCGUGCCCGCGCUUUCAUGUUACGUUACUUUGCACUACCCCGGCCAUACGUGUUGCGUGUGCAAAAAUCGACAGAACAUCCGGACAAGCAAAACAGAUACUUUUGGUUAGAUUGGGAACCAGAGCCAUGGUAUGUGAAAGACAGCUUUGUCAACCGCUGGCGUCCUCUGGCUUGGUUCAAGUGGAUCACUGGACGGCCUUAUCCCGGCAAUGGAGAGUACAGAAGCCAAGGCUACCUCAUCCACAAGGUUGGCCCUGUGAAACUCGAGGGAAAGGGUAUGGCCCAGUUUAAAGCAGGUAAAGAAAGACUGAUGGCUCAAGGGCGAGGCGGCUGUCCUUUUGCGCCCUGAAGAGGGAUAUUCC
Messenger RNA from Aplosporella prunicola CBS 121167, 660 nucleotides. RefSeq lists its product as uncharacterized. Lineage: Eukaryota; Fungi; Ascomycota; Dothideomycetes; Botryosphaeriales; Aplosporellaceae. The transcript is spliced from 2 exons. The record is from RefSeq and is a predicted model, not a curated record. The coding region runs from base 315 to 647 and encodes 110 amino acids. Gene Ontology annotation, molecular function: oxidoreductase activity.